This is a messenger RNA of Orussus abietinus, 5452 nucleotides long. RefSeq names its product serine/arginine repetitive matrix protein 2 (gene Srrm234). The transcript is spliced from 10 exons. The coding region runs from base 163 to 3624 and encodes 1153 amino acids. The record is from RefSeq and is a predicted model, not a curated record. NCBI's taxonomy places the organism in Eukaryota, Metazoa, Arthropoda, Insecta, Hymenoptera, Orussidae.
CGGCAACGCCAGCUGAACGCGGCAUUCGUUGCGGCUCGUUAGUAUUUCCUCGUUACGAUUUCCUGCGGGAUCUUUCGAUAUAUCACGCGAUUUAAUCCGGACGCGGAUGGCAGAGCGGAUGCGGUGAUCGUCGCGACGCCUCGCGCGGAGAUUUAAUUGAAAAUGUAUAAUGGAAUUGGUCUUCAAACCCCUCGAGGCUCCGGCACAAAUGGCCAUGUGCAGCGAAACUGGGCUGUUGUGCGGAAGAAUAAGGACAAAGUCAGCUACAAGGGCGAUGAGGGAAAGUUGGAUCAAUUGAACAAGCAACCGAACAAAGAAAUUUUAGACCAUGUUAGGAAACGCAAAAUCGAGGUCAAGUGCGCCGAACUGGCAGACAUACUGGAAGAACAAGGAUCCACUCCAGAGGAGGUUAAGAAGAAAGUCGAGUCCUACCGAUCCAUGUUACUGGGCACCGAUGCCAAGCCGCCAACUCCUCGCGACGAAUUUGGCCGAGUCAACGUUCGCGAGACCCAUCAGAUCGCCGAAGCGCAGCAGGAGAAGAACGCCAAGCUGAGGGAGGCCUUCGGCAUCUCGGAGUACUUCGUGGAGGGCAGCAGUUUAGACCCGGAGAGGCACGCCCGCGAGGCCGAGGCCAGGGCGGCCGCGAAGAAGGUCUACGAGCUCGUAAGGACGCCCAGCCCGGCGGCGGAGACGCCCGAGGUGCCGCCUGCCCCUGCUGAGAGGAAGACCAAGAGGAAGCGGUCGGGCAGCCGUUCCAAGAAGAAGAAAGCCAAGAAGCACAAGCGCGAGAGGUCCGAGUCGCCCAAGUCCACGAAGAAGAAGGACAAGUCGAAGAAGAAGAAGAAGGAGAAGAGGCACAAGAAGGCCGAAGUGACCUCCUCGGAAAGUGGCUCCUCCAGCGAAGAGUCCGACGACAGCAGCUCCUCCGAGAACGAGUCCAAGAAAAAGAAGAAGAAACGGAAGAAGAAAGCCAAAGCCGAGACUAAAGACAAGCACGAGAAGAAGAAGCCGCCUGCCAAAAGGAAGCACCAGUCGACCGACAGCUCCUCCGAUAGCUCGCCGGAGAGGCCGAAAAAGUCGAGCAAACACGAGAAGGCUGUGGAGAGUACCGGGGCCGCGGCGGGCGAGGAGGCGGCGAGCUCGAGGAAGCGCACCGAAUACCUGCGGAAGGAGUUGGAGCAGCUGGAGAAGCGCAUAAAGGAGCGCGAACAGAGGGAGGCGGAGUCGCAGAGUCAGUCGAAGAAGGAGAAGCCGGAUAACGAGAGAACGAAAAGGAGAUCGCGCUCGACCACGCCGAAGCAGCGAGCCUCGAGGAACCGGUCGCCGAAGAGGACCGACCGGAGCAAGCACCACGAGUCGCCGGUCGCUAAGCGCAAAGACUCCCCGAUAGGAAAGCGUAAGGAGUCAUCUCCGAGGAGGCCGCAGCCAGAGAAGAGCGAUAACGCCUCCAGGUCGCCGAUAGCGCAAAAAUCGGCGACGCCUCGGCGAACGACGACUCCACCUAGAGGGAAGCCCGAGAGGCGGUCGCCGAGGAGGUACUCCAGGCAACGACGCGCCUCGCCCUCCCCCAGGAGACAUCGACGUCUGUCGAGGACGCCUCGGAGGCAAACCAGGUACUCGAACUCCAGGAGCAGGAGUCGGUCCAGGUACGAGCGGUACGGUUCUCGACGCAGGGCCUCGCCAGGGAGGAGAAGGAGGUCGGCGUCCAGGCGGAGGUCCAGGUCGCCCAGGAGGCACAGGGACCGGAGGGACAGGUCCAGGGAGAGGAGGUCCAAGAGUCGAUCCAGACGAUCCAGCUUGAGCUACUCUCCGGUGUGGAAGAACCCGGAACGGUACCGGGACAUCCUGGAGGACAAGAGGAAGGACCAGAGGAAGAGAACCGAGGACGGCGAGAAGAAGCGGAAGUCGAGAUCGGCCUCGAAGAACGGGAAGACGCAGCAAGUGGUCGCGCCCAGGGUGAGCCUGCGUUCCUCGAGCGAGGAGGAGGCCGACGUGCCCGAGGAGGAGCCCAAGCCGGAGGACGAGGAGCGUCUUCGAGAGAUCAACACCCUGAAGAGGCUGCAGAGUGGUCUGGCCGCGAAGGCCAGGGAGAGCCUGGGGAAGAAGGUGAUCAGCCCGGUGAAGCUAAAGACGGGAAAGAAGGAAGAGAGCGUCCUGGACAUUGCUCUUCCCCACGAGCCGCCGAAGGUGGUGCAUCGAAUCUCGGUUCCGGCCAAGGAGGGUCUCGUCAAGCCUGUCGAGAGUCUACCCGGGAUACGAUCUCCUGUGUCCAGCAGAUCGCCCUCGCCGGCUUUGCCUUUGACCAGGGAGGAGGCCAUGAUCAAGCUGCGCUCCCCCAGUGAGUCGCCUCCUCCUCUGCCGGCUCCGCCAAUCUUGAAGACGAACAACAAGGCCGACUCCCCGGUCGCCAAGAAGAACUCCCUGUCGCCGCUCGCCUCGAAACUGGGGAUCGAGGCGAAACCUACGAGUGGAGUCGUCCUGGAGGUGAAUAGCAAAAACGACGGGGCGAGAGGCAAGCGAGAGGCAAGGUCGAGCUCGGCCUCGAAGUCUCCCCAGGGACCCGCUCGGAAGUCAGCGUCGAAGUCCCCAAAAGAGACCAACGUGCUGAAGGAGAAGCUUUCCGCGCUCGAGCCGAAGGCCUUCAAACGGGAGUCCAGGUCCAGGUCGUCUUCGAGAGCCUCGGAAAAAUCCAAGGACAUUUCCCCGAAGAACAUGUCCAUCUCCCGCUCGACCUCCAGGUCCCCCUCGCAUUCGACCACGAAGAAGAAGUCCCCGUCGAGGUCGGCGUCCAGGUCUCCUCUCGGGUUCGGAAAACACUCGCCCAGGAAGAAGUCAUACUCGAGAUCCAAGUCGAGGUCGAGGUCGUAUUCCGGGUCCCGAUCGCCGGAUAAGAGGACGGAGAGGUCUGGCUCCCUAAAGAGGCGCACGUCGAGAUCAAGGUCGAGAGACAAGGAUUCCAGAUCGAGGUCCAGGGAGAAGAAGUCCUCCCCCUCUCCGAGGAAGUCUCCGGUUAGGUCGAAGACGUCGCCCAAGUCGCCGCCUAGAAGCAAAAGGUCCAGGUCGAGGUCCAGGUCGAGGUCAAAGCAUUCUUUCUCGAGGUCGGUCUCUCGUUCCAAAAAGUCUCCCUCGGGCUCGCCGAAGAAGUCGAGGUCUAGGAGCAGGAGCCGGUCGCUCUCCAAGAGGUCCAGAAGCAGGUCGCUUUCGAAGAAGUCGGGCAGUCGGUCCAGAUCCGCCUCCAGGACGUCCAGGAAUAAGACUAAAAGGAGCCACAGCAGAAGUAGCUCUAGGUCCUCGACUAGCUCGGUCAGACGCAGCCACAGAAGUUACUCCAGCUCUUCGCGCUCUUCAAGCAGCGUUUCCAGUCGUUCCUCCAGGUCGACGUCGAGCAGUUCGGCCUCCAGCAGAUCAAGAUCACCCUCUAUACCUCGUCGCCACGGCUCGCCCAGUUUCCUCGACCGACGUCGCAUUACCAGUGCUAGAAAACGACCGAUUCCUUAUCAUCGGCCCACACCAUCUCCACCAUCAUCGCCAAGCAGUUCGGAAAGCAGCAGACACACCGACUGGUCCAGCCCGAGUCAUCGUUCGAGUCAUUCUCCGAGUCGCAGCCCAUCGUAUGUUCGUUGAAUUAACCUGGAGAAUCCUUAAAGUAUUUAUUUUUCCUUUUUUUUUUUGUCUAGAACCUAAAUUCUCGUUGAGUUCACCACAGUGUCUACAGUCCAAUGUCUACCCGAUUGGGAAUAUUCGACAAUGGCUGUAAGAAAGAUUUACCUGGAUGGUGGUAUUAUGUGCAAAGAGGUAUUGUAUUAUUUCUGCGACUAUUGCAGGGAUUGUGUUAAAUUCAAUGCAUGAGUCAAGUUAUUUGACAGUCCAGAGUUAAGGUUACGACUUUUGUCGUCAGUGAAGAGUUUUGUGCAAGAACUAAUUUGUGUGAUGGAGAUAAACGAGUCCUGUCACCUUUAGGAAUUCCUUUCGGAGGCUACUUAGCGAAUCACCAUUAUUUUAUGUCAUCCUUUGUGCAAGGAUUAGGUCAAUUUAGGUCAUUCACGUUAUGCGAAGUGAGUUCUUCACGUAGCUUUUGCACAUUCCAAGUGAAACGGUUAAUGGCUUCAAGUGGAAACGGAGACCAUAGUCUUCCGUUGAGUCCUUGAUCUUUGUAAUAACGGUGUUUACUGAAUAUGCAAGCCUCGACGAACAAGAGCAAUAAUCAUUCCAAAGAGAGGCUCGUAGACAGCAGCCUUGUCAUUCUAGUCAUCAAAUAGUGAUUUGGUUGUCUCGUACCCUGGUGACUGUUUAAUUAAUUUAUUUCUUUUAUACGUAAUCACUCUUUCUUUCUAGUCCACUCUACUACUAUUGUAGUCUGAUCGUUGGGUCGCAAAUCCUUGUAAGAUUCGAUGUACCAUCUUGAGGAAAUUAUUUAUCCGAUUCACUGAUUUCUUCGAAUCUGGAUUACAAGAACUUGCGAAGCCCUGCGUCAAGUAUGAGUCAUCACUUAUAGGUGUGAUUGUUUGUUAUACAAACACAGUCUAGUCAAGUUUACACGAUUCAAUCGAUAAUUAGAUAGUGCAGGAUCUCCCCUAUUGAAUCGACCAAUUUUUCAUAUUAUUGUGAUUCGAUAUUUUAGUGCAAUGUUACCUAAACCCGUUCCGCGUGUACAUAGUUAUUUAUAUACAUUGAAAAACUAACCCUAAUUUAUUCUUCGAGGUCAUCCUAAGUGGUGGGCACUAGUUUUAUCAAGUUUUGCUCUCUGUCGACCAUUUCACUGGUAGCAGUCCCUUCGUUUCGACCGGUAAACGAAAUUCUAAGUAGUACUCGACAGUUAUUUAAGUUAAUCUAAAAUACUCCUUCGAUGAGAUACUAGUCACUGCAACUGGUUUAUGGCCCUGGUGCCAGGCAGCAUAACAAAAGACAUAAUUGACUAAAUCUUUCACAUGGAAUCUACGUUGUUUGUAACAACUAGAGGAAGUUACUAAGAAACUGUGCGUAGCAAUAGUAAAUAUUCGAAAUGUACUGUCCAAAGAGUUAUUGGCCAUCGGUGUCAGUUGGUAUUUCAACACCGAUUAACUGACACGUUCGAAUGUCGUGCAUGAGACCAAGGUGUGUGUCAAAUCAAUUUACGAAUUAAAUGUUUCUUCUGACAAGAUCACAUUACAAAUAGCUAAUACUCAAUACACUAUGAUUGAUUUAGCGUCGCAUUGUCACAUCACCUUGGCUGUUAACGGUAAAAUACUCAUAGCUCGCAUUUCCAGACGUAAAAUGUUACUGUGGUUAAAGUGGAAAUUCUAAAUAUAUCUGUAACAUAAUAUGUAUUGUUGUUGUGUGAUUAAAUCGAAAUGCUUAUCUAGGACAGUGCUUCGCUUCAAUGAGAGACGACUAAAGUAACCGCUAAAACGAUUUAUUGAAUAUAACAAUGUAGAAAUUAACUUGUAACUAAUAAUACCCCCUGGAGUACAAA